AUGGAUGGAAGCAGCUGCAACCCUCUUGACAUUGACUUCAGCAAGGAGGACUCUGACAUAUACGUGGGAAGGACGUUCAAGCACAAAGCGGAGUGCAAGUUGACGUUGGCUAUCUACGCAAUUGCGAAGGUGUGCACGUUUAAGCUCAUGCAUUGCAAACGCCGACUCACGGCGAAAUGCUACGAAAAAGAAUGCAAGUGGAGAGUAGUGGCUGUUCAACUCGGUGAUUCUCCAACUUAUCUGGUUAAAAAGGCAAUUCUGAAUCAUGUAUGCGUAGCCGACAUAAGAGGGAAGUAUAAAAAAACAUGGUACAGCCAAACUUGGAAAGCGAAAGAACUAGCGAUUGCAUCUGCGCAAGGAAUAGAGGAGGAUUCAUACAAGAUGCUACCACAGUACUUCCAUGUACUCAAGCUUGCAAAUCCUGGAACAAUCACCGAUAUUAAAACAGAAAAAGACAAAGAAGGAAAAACAAGGUUUAAGUAUGCGUUCAUGUCCCUGAAAGCAUGCAUCGAUGGAUGGAAGUACCUGAGGAAGGUGCUAGUGGUGGAUGGCACCCUCAUGUUUGGAAAGUACAAUGGUGUUUUGCUAAGUGCCAGCGGACAAGAUGCUAACAGCCGCGUAUUCCCGAUUGCUUUCGCAGUAGUGGAAAGCGAGAACACAGAAUCUUGGACAUGGUUUUUCGAGAGGUUAUCUACUAUUGUAGAGGAUGGUUCUGAUUUAAGUAUAAUAUCAGAUAGAUGCGCAGCAAUUUUCACAGCGAAAGAUAAAUGGUACCCACGUGCACACCAUGGUAUUUGUCUCGUACACCUCCAGCGUAACGUUAAUGAUAAGUUUAAGGGGCUGCAACAGAAAGAAAUGGUUGGCAGAGCUACGGAUGCGUUCAGAGUUUCGGAGUUUAAGGAGAUAAUGGAGCAUUUGGAGAAGAUCGACAAGAAGCUAUGGACACGUUCACAUUUCAAAGGGGAGAGAUUUAACGUGAUGACUUCUAACGCUGCUGAAUCGUUGAAUAAUGCUCUUCUGCCCGCUCGUGAUAGUCCUAUAAUGGCAUUGUUCGAGUUUAUUCGCCGGAAGCUGUGUACAUGGUAUGUGAGCAGACGCACCGAGAUCAGUGAGAUGAAGGGAAAUGUUCCAGAUAAUAUUCAAAAGAUACUUGUCGAACAGCUGGUGCUGUCAACGGGCCUUCUAGUUAUGCCAUGUUCGACUUGGUUAUUCGAAGUUACGCACAGGCCAACUAAUUUUGGUUUCCCGGUUGAUCUGGAUAAACGAACUUGCACUUGCUUCGAAUUCCAAAAGCUUGGUUUGCCAUGCCGACAUGCCAUUGCUGCUGCUUCUUGCCGUAAUAUGCAGUACACCAUGUUUGUUUGCAAACACUAUCUCAAAGAGACAUGGGGUGAAACACUUAGGGGUAUCAUACUUCCAGUUCCGGAUCCAAAGGAUGUUGAAGUGCCAGCCAAAAUACUAACGAGUCCACUUGAUUGUGGGUUUUUCCAAUGGAUCGAUGAGGAAGAACCUUUCGGAUGGCAAAAGCAAGCUCUGAUUGAAGCUAGAGACGAAAUUUCUGAACAAAAGCGGACUAUCAUGGAAUUGAAGAAGACCAUCUCGCACCUCCAGAGUGAUUUGGGCAAAAAUGCAGAAAUAGAGGAAGACAUCAUUAACGGGUUUCUAAAUAUGUGA
Messenger RNA from Brassica napus (rape), 1674 nucleotides. RefSeq lists its product as uncharacterized. NCBI's taxonomy places the organism in Eukaryota, Viridiplantae, Streptophyta, Magnoliopsida, Brassicales, Brassicaceae. The transcript has 3 exons. The record is from RefSeq and is a predicted model, not a curated record. Bases 1 to 1674 code for a protein of 557 amino acids. Gene Ontology annotation, molecular function: zinc ion binding.